AUGGAAUCAGGCCUUUUGAUGACUGUGCUGAUUUUGAUUAUAUUAAUGCGAUUUAUUUUAUGGUCCUGCUUCAAUGUUUAUUUGGAUUACAAACUGACACAAAGAUUUCCUAAAAAAAGGAAGGACUCCUGA
Messenger RNA from Protobothrops mucrosquamatus (brown spotted pit viper), 132 nucleotides. Its product is annotated as small integral membrane protein 38-like. The record is from RefSeq and is a predicted model, not a curated record. Bases 1 to 132 code for a protein of 43 amino acids. NCBI's taxonomy places the organism in Eukaryota, Metazoa, Chordata, Lepidosauria, Squamata, Viperidae. The transcript has a single exon.